AUGUCGACGUGCAGGCCGCCAUUGAGCGAGCCAGCCGGCAGCGGCUGCUCGUCUAGAUCCCUAAUCUUCAGCCAUGGGGGGUCUCUGGAGGCGGCGCCUGACAUCAGUGACAAUGUGAAACAGCUUGGGUGCUUCUUCACCAGUGCCGACGACACCGACAAGAAGCGCCAGCAGAAAGGAUUCCCAAUCUGGUGCAGGCAGCAUAAGAGGAUCGAGAAAUUAAUCCUGAUGUAUGGAGUUAUACACGCAAUUGCACUCGGUCGCGGCCAGGGAUAUGACAAGGACCAUUGGGAUGAGAUGCUUUCCGACAAGGAGCGCUCGCAUCUCUGUCAUAAAAAUGCUUGCGACUCCCCAUUACACUUCAACAAAGAGACUGAGCGUCAGAACCGGGCUAGGGCCACCUGCGCAAAUGAAGUACGGAGGCGUCUCGAGUUCGAUGAUGUGGACACAGUGUUGCAAGAGGCGCGCAAGUGCUGUCCGCACACACCGCCCUGUUGGCCAGAGCACGCAAACCCGUGCAUAUCUCUUGAACAGUCAGUAUCAAAGAUGGAGGAAGCUUUCGAUGGUGCCAUGAGAGAAGCGGGCAUUUGCAAAGAACAUGGUCUCGACUUUCCUGUUCGAAUUCCUCGAACCAUGCCGUUCACCAAUGGGUCGAAAGACACAAAGCCGUACUACAGCGCGGAGGGAAAGGCUCGAGCAAGUCGAAGUAUCUUGGCCUCGAGCUCCCAGUUGCUGGGUCUGAAUGCGCUUGUACCAGCUGCUGGACUCUGUGCCGAACCAUUUCUGCUGCUCUUUCUUGGGGUGCCCGGUGCCGGCCACGAUCUGCUCAAACUGGAGGGGAGCUGUCCGUGGUGGGACAGGAUCGUUGUUGCCACGUUCAAGCCCUCUUCUUUGGUACGCGGCUUGUCUGUCGGGCAGAAUGUUGCUCGGAUAGUCUCAACCGUUUGCACCUGA
Parastagonospora nodorum SN15 is the source of this 954-nucleotide messenger RNA. RefSeq lists its product as hypothetical. The record is from RefSeq and is a predicted model, not a curated record. The transcript has 2 exons. NCBI's taxonomy places the organism in Eukaryota, Fungi, Ascomycota, Dothideomycetes, Pleosporales, Phaeosphaeriaceae. Bases 1 to 954 code for a protein of 317 amino acids.